UAUAUAUACAGAAUUAGUAGGGAACCAUGGCAACAGGGCAAAUGUCAUGGAAUUACCCUCUAUAUAUACAGUACAGUAUUAGUAGGGAACCAUGGCAACGGGGCAAAUGUCAUGGAAUUACCCUCUAUAUAUACAGUAUUAGUAGGGAACCAUGGGAAUGGGGCAAAUGUCAUGGAAUUACCCUCUAUAUAUACAGUAUUAGUAGGGAACCAUGGGAAUGGGGCAAAUGUCAUGGAAUUACCCUCUAUAUAUACAGUAUUAGUAGGGAACCAUGGGAAUGGGGCAAAUGUCACAGAAUUACCCUCUAUAUAUACAGUAUUAGUAGGGAGAGGAAUAUUAGCCCGGAGAGGAAUAACAAAGAUUCAGAACCAUGGGAACGGGGUAAAUGUCAUGGAAUUACACUCUAUAUAUACAGUAUUAGUAGGGAACCAUGGCAACGGGGCAAAUGUCAUGGAAUUACCCUCUAUAUAUACAGUAUUAGUAGGGAACCAUGGCAACGGGGCAAAUGUCAUGGAAUUACCCUCUAUAUAUACAGUAUUAGUAGGGAGAGGAAUAUUAGCCCGGAGAGGAAUAACAAAGAUUCAGAACCAUGGGAAUGGGGCAAAUGCCAUGGAAUUACCCUCUAUAUAUACAGUAUUAGUAGGGAACCAUGGGAAUGGGGCAAAUGUCAUGGAAUUACCCUCUAUAUAUACAGUAUUUGUAGGGAACCAUGGGAAUGGGGCAAAUGUCACGGAAUUACCCUCUUUAUAUACAGUAUUAGUAGGGAACCAUGGGAAUGGGGCAAAUGUCAUGGAAUUACCCUCUAUAUAUACAGUAUUAGUAGGGAACCAUGGGAAUGGGGCAAAUGUCAUGGAAUUACCCUCUAUAUAUACAGUAUUAGUAGGGAACCAUGGCAACGGGGCAAAUGUCAUGGAAUUACACUCUAUAUAUACAGUAUUAGUAGGGAACCAUGGCAACGGGGCAAAUGUCAUGGAAUUACCCUCUAUAUAUACAGUAUUAGUAGGGAGAGGAAUAUUAGCCCGGAGAGGAAUAACAAAGAUUCAGAACCAUGGGAAUGGGGCAAAUGUCACGGAAUUACCCUCUUUAUAUACAGUAUUAGUAGGGAACCAUGGCAACGGGGCAAAUGUCAUGGAAUUACACUCUAUAUAUACAGUAUUAGUAGGGAACCAUGGGAAUGGGGCAAAUGUCAUGGAAUUACCCUCUAUAUAUACAGUAUUAGUAGGGAACCAUGGCAAUGGGGCAAAUGUCACAGAAUUACCCUCUAUAUAUACAGUAUUAGUAGGGAACCAUGGGAAUGGGGCAAAUGUCACGGAAUUACCCUCUUUAUAUACAGUAUUAGUAGGGAACCAUGGCAACGGGGCAAAUGUCAUGGAAUUACCCUCUAUAUAUACAGUAUUAGUAGGGAACCAUGGCAAUGGGGCAAAUGUCAUGGAAUUACCCUCUAUAUAUACAGUAUUAGUAGGGAACCAUGGGAAUGGGGCAAAUGUCAUGGAAUUACCCUCUAUAUAUACAGUAUUAGUAGGGAACCAUGGCAAUGGGGCAAAUGUCACAGAAUUACCCUCUAUACAGUGGAGGAAAUAAUUAUUUGACCCCUCACUGAUUUUGUAAGU
Molecule: messenger RNA, 1610 nt
Organism: Xenopus tropicalis (tropical clawed frog)
Lineage: Eukaryota; Metazoa; Chordata; Amphibia; Anura; Pipidae
Exons: 2
Coding region: 27-1589 (520 amino acids)
Source: RefSeq, a predicted model, not a curated record